Molecule: messenger RNA, 2235 nt
Organism: Patella vulgata (common limpet)
Lineage: Eukaryota; Metazoa; Mollusca; Gastropoda; Patellidae
Product: FMRFamide peptide receptor frpr-18-like
Exons: 2
Coding region: 78-1142 (354 amino acids)
Biological process (GO): G protein-coupled receptor signaling pathway
Cellular component (GO): plasma membrane
Molecular function (GO): G protein-coupled receptor activity
Source: RefSeq, a predicted model, not a curated record
UUGCAACAAAGAAGAGAAGGCUUCGGUUUAUAUCUUGUCAGCUUGUUUAAAAUUAAUCCGUCAACUAAUUCAGUAAUAUGGAGGACUGGAGCUCAAGUACUGCUGGCGUAAACUUUACCAAUUUUACAAGUGUGCCCACAGAAACAACACUGACGAUAGAAAAGUGGGGCUGGUGGAUAAAACAGAUACUGACGCCAGUUGUUGUGGUUAUUGGACUAGCUGGAAAUUGCUUAUCAUUUAUUGUCAUGAAGACUAAAGCCUGGCGUCAUAAAUCAUACAGUCAUUACCUGUGUGCUUUGGCUGUGUUCGAUUCCUUGACUCUUAUAAACAGGGAGAUUAAACUUAUACAUGACAUGAGACUAUAUGCAGAUGACCCAGGAUUGUACGACAAUUUUAGUGACGUGGGAUGUUCUGUGUACAAUUUUUAUCGCCAUCUUUGCUAUCUGAUGUCUUCGUGGCUUGUGGUUGCGAUGGCAACAGAACGUUUUGUGGCCGUGUAUUAUCCUUUGCGAAAAGCGUACUUUUGCACACAAACCGGUGCCGUGAUCAUUAUUAUAGUCUUGUUGAUGUUGCUGUCAUACACACAAAUAUUUCGUUUUUUUAUGAUAGGAAAUAUUAUGGGUAACUGUGGGGCUACUGAUGAUUAUCUGAAUAUUUAUACUUCUCUACAUAUUUACCUGUAUCAAUUCAGUCUCAUUUGUGGAUUGCCCAUCGGUGUCAUAAUGAUUUGUAAUGGACUAGUUCUCCACCGAAUCUACAGAGUUAAGAAAUUAAGAGCCAAGGAGGACCGGAAGUUUUCGAGGACAUCUCGCUCAGCCUCCAAACGACACAAAGCCACGCUCAUGUUGAUCGCCAUUUCAUUUUUCUACGUCAUAACUCUAAUGCCUUCAAUCAUCAUUUCAGUCAUCGUUCACGUUGCCAUUGUAUCAAAAUCACCAAUGUCGAUGGUGAUUUACAUGAAAAUAACGCCAUAUAAGGAUUUGUUCGCAUUGGUUUCUGACCUCAAUUAUGCCUGUAACUUUUUCAUCUACAUUUUAUCCGGAAAAGUUUUCCGUUCAGAACUUAAAAAACUUUUUGCCACAAAUAAUGGAUACAGCACAUCGACCACAAAAGUUCGCGAAGAAGCAAAUGUUUUGUUUUGAAAGAAAGAUGUGAGGUCCCCUAGCUAGUGUUGACCUCUGCGGUUUCUUUUGGAAGUAUACUUCAAAGAUAACGAAAUAGAUCAUAAUACGAAAAAAAGAUAUCGAUGGUCAAGCACAUGGGGGCAGCUAUAUUGGGUGUGACUCAGCUAUCAGCGAUAGUUAAACUCGUAAACCGUUGGAUGCCUUGGGUCCGUCUUAUUACACAGCAUAUCUCACAUUCUCCAAUAGAUUUUCAACCACAAAUCCAAGUGUAUUCUGUUACCAAUCAACAGCUGCUGAUUAUUCUGUUACCAAUCAACAGCUGCUGAUAAUUGCUUCAUUGUUAAUGACCAAAAUUAAUGUAAAUCCCACGAAGCAAUUUAAAAAAGAAAAAAUACUAAUUAGGCUAACCUUGGCUGAUGCGUUAUUUUAAAGAUGCUAAUCUCUAGUCUCUGGAACCUUAAAAUCGACGAAUGUAAUAUGACUGUUAUCACUGUUUAUUAACUUUUAGUCUUUUAUGGAUCAGCCAUUUUUAUAUAAUUCUGGUGUGAUAUGUUUUGCUUUAUAAUUAAUUGUUCAUCAAGUCUUUUUGUCGGCCGUCGGGAACUGAUAUUUUCACGGUACGAUAACAACAUCAAUAUUGGUUGAAAUGGAACACUAUUAAAUUCCAAUUCUAAUAUCGAAGAUUACGGAUAAUAUUGGUUUGGCUCUUUUUAAAUUAUGCCCAGCUGACAAGUGUGUAAGUAUGUCCACAAAAAGUCUUAGAUAUCAGCUUUACAUGAUAAAUGACAACCAAUCGAUUCCAUGUAAAAAUCUGUAUAAUAGUUUCGAAAAGCUGGCGCUGAAUAUAUAUUUUAACCUUGUCAAUUACAGAACGGAAUAAAGUCAUCUUCCCUACAAAAAGGUUCCCAUGUGUAUGUGUAUAUGUAACGAGAGAGAGAGAGGGGGGGGGGGUAACGUCUACUUGACACAAACUAGGUCAUUUCGGGUCUAACAUUUCAAUGAUUGGCUUGCGCAUAGGGGUCUUUAGCUGUGGGAGGAAUCGAAACCAUUCGACUUGACUCAAUGACACCCAACCCCCAGUAUACAUGUAAGGUGUUUACCAUGAAACGAA